AUGAGGCGUAAGACACACCAUGUGUAUGUGACGGAUCGUGCAGUGUGCAAUGGGGUAGUUAAAUUACUAGUUGAGUUUCUUAAUCAACGCUUUGCAUUGGAUGAAGAAACAGUGCGCAUUGCUAUACCAUUUGCAGCCCUGACGGCUAGGACAGCCAUCGAACUUAAAGAUGAACAUAAACUGCUCGGAUGCAACCGAUCUGUGGAAAACAUUGAUAGUCUUCGUAAAAUGUCAUUGCCGGAACAGGUGCGCUUUCUUGCAUCACCAAAUUUGUACAUUGAUGUGGCAACAAUAUUGGCUCGAAUUUUGGCUGUUAAACCGCACAGCGCUGACGUUGAGAGGCUGAUCAGCACUAGUACAACACUGAUGUCAAUAAAGAGUCGAUUGGGACCCCCGACUUGCUAUACUGCUGUGGUUAAAACGUACAGCUUUUUGAAACCUAUCCACACUGUUUCGUUGAUGAAACAUUCAAAGUUGCACUUCAGCUAUUUUUGCAAGCGUUUACAGUGCAUUCAGUUAUUGAUCACAGUGCUGUACCAUUUAUUUAUGAACUCCUUCAGUCAAAACAAGAAGAAGGAUAGUGUUACGAUGGAUCUUGUUAAGGCUGGUCAAAAUGCAAUAAGCACAAUAUUUCCAACCUGCAAACUAUUCGGUUGUUUAUUCCACUUUGGAAAAUACCUCUGGCGUAAAGUGCGAGAAGAAAAUCUUACUACUGCAUAUAGAGAAGAUAAAAACGUAGUUAUUGUAAAAAUGCUACUAGCUCUUUCAUUUGCUCCACCUGAGGAUGCCAUCACUGAGAUCAUUUAA
Helobdella robusta is the source of this 807-nucleotide messenger RNA. RefSeq lists its product as hypothetical. Bases 1 to 807 code for a protein of 268 amino acids. Lineage: Eukaryota; Metazoa; Annelida; Clitellata; Rhynchobdellida; Glossiphoniidae. The transcript is spliced from 3 exons. The record is from RefSeq and is a predicted model, not a curated record.